AUGAGGGCAACUGUAUCCUUUCCUGAUCCCGAUGACAAAUCUGCAUCUGGGUUUGGUGUGUCUGGAGAUCAUGGCCCCAAAUCCUCUGAAGUUUAUGGCUUUGUAGGCUCCAUUACAACCGUUGUUGCUACAGUAAUUUUCUUGGUAUGGGCAUAUGUUCCUGAACAUUGGUUGCACGCAAUUGGAAUCUCUUACUAUCCCAACAAGUACUGGGCAUUGGCCGUGCCAACUUAUGCCUUGGUCACAAUCGUAUUAGCUCUGGUAUUUUACGUUGGCCUCAACUUCAUGUCAACCCCUCCCCCAACUUCCCUGAAUACAAUUUUUUGUAGGGAUCCUUCGACCUUCAUUCCUUCAAGGGAGGGAGAUGAGCAGCCCAUUGAACCCAUAUCUGAUAUCGGCAUCAAUCAAAUCAAUGAUCUUAUGUACAAACAUAAAGCUCGUUGUGCUUUGGAUCCUAUCCAUCUGGGCACCCAGCAGCUCAUGCACUCGAACUUUUAA
Dovyalis caffra is the source of this 498-nucleotide messenger RNA. Lineage: Eukaryota; Viridiplantae; Streptophyta; Magnoliopsida; Malpighiales; Salicaceae. The record is from the annotation of a GenBank genome assembly.